Penicillium cosmopolitanum is the source of this 660-nucleotide messenger RNA. RefSeq lists its product as uncharacterized. NCBI's taxonomy places the organism in Eukaryota, Fungi, Ascomycota, Eurotiomycetes, Eurotiales, Aspergillaceae. The record is from RefSeq and is a predicted model, not a curated record. The coding region runs from base 1 to 660 and encodes 219 amino acids. The transcript has a single exon.
AUGCUGUCGCCUCCAAAACGCCGGAAGACUGGUGACCGGUCAAGUAUCGCUAUCAGCGCGUCACAGUCCCGGGAAGCGCUCGAAGAUAGGCGUUCUUCGCCCAGUCGGCCAUCCUUCCAAUCGCCUACCAAAUCCAGUCUCGCCAAAUCGCAUCCCGAUGUCCUCGAACGCGCACUUAGCAGAUCUCCUGUACGGCGACCGGUGAGUCGGGGAGCUCAAGAUGGACCGGGAAAUGAGUCGGAUAUGAGGGGUUUUCGUCGCAAAGCUAUGCGGCCGUCUUUGGGGCCCGGUAGCCCGUUGAAGGCGCCGCGAAUGUCUAUCGGCGGUACAACACUUCUCUCCUCGCCCAGCCGACGCGCAAGUGCCAUUGAAGCCUUUGCAAAACCACCUCGCAGGAUGUCCACGAAAAGAAUAAAUCCGUCAGACUUCACCUUCGGAUCUCCAAUGCCUACCCGGCCUGCAGAGGCAGAUACCCCAGAAGGACAGCUCGCUCAAGAACUCGGCGGCAGUGCGACUAGGGAAGAAGACGAUGCACCGAUUCUCGAAUCAGGCUUUGACGGCGCAUUCGAUGAAGACCCCCUCGAACCGGAACUCCCACCUACACCAACACAACUAGGCCUUGAGAAAGCACCCGAUCGAACCCAGGGGACUACUGAGUAG